This is a messenger RNA of Triplophysa rosa, 2947 nucleotides long. RefSeq names its product immunoglobulin-like domain containing receptor 1b (gene ildr1b). The record is from RefSeq and is a predicted model, not a curated record. Bases 249 to 1880 code for a protein of 543 amino acids. Gene Ontology annotation, cellular component: plasma membrane. NCBI's taxonomy places the organism in Eukaryota, Metazoa, Chordata, Actinopteri, Cypriniformes, Nemacheilidae. Gene Ontology annotation, molecular function: high-density lipoprotein particle receptor activity. The transcript is spliced from 8 exons.
GUGACAUCAUCUUGGGAUGGGGGAAGGGAAUCCGACUUCCGAAGAGCAAAGGUGUAUUUACAUUGAGUUCGUUUAAAGAUACGUAAGAAUAUCUUUGGGUAUACGUGUAGUAACGUUAGACCUUUUACGAUGACAUGACGGCUAUUGUACUAAAGUAUGCCUGUUUUAGCGGUUUGAAUGGUAUUGUGGAUUUUGUUGCGUUUUGGUGGAAAACAGACGGGAAAAAAACUUCCGUGUAACGAAGAGACAUGCCGAAGCUCCAGGCGAUCGCGCUCGUGCUAAUCGUAUUUCCUAUAGAGCUGUUGUCUAUCCAAGUCUCAGUUCCUCAGACAGAGAGACACACAACUCUGUUUGCUUCAGUUCUUCUGCGGUGUGAUUACUCCACAACUGCGAACACACAAGAUGUUCUGGUCACAUGGCGAUAUAAGUCCUUCUGUUUGGAUCCAGUGCUGGAGUAUUACUCCAUUGCGUACCAAGCAGCUCUGGCUCUGAAGCAGGACCCAGCCAAUGAUUGUCCAGACAUUCAGCGGACUGUGCGCAUAGUGAUUCAGAAGAGAGGAAUGAAUGAAGCUACUCUGGGACCCGAGUAUCGAGAUCGCAAGAUCUACGUACAAAACAAUGCAGACCUAGUCAUCAAUGAGGUCAUGUGGUGGGACAACGGCAUGUAUUUUUGCACCAUCGAUGCAGCGGGUGAUGUUGUGGGGGACUCCGACAAGGAAAUCAGGCUCAUCGUGUAUCACUGGCUGACGGUGCUGUUGAUCAUUCUUGGAGCUUUGCUUCUGAUCAUAUUGUUUGGCGUGUGCUGCUGCCAGUGCUGUCCUCAGAACUGCUGCUGUUAUGUGCGCUGCCCAUGUUGUCCUCGAACCUGCUGCUGUCCUGAAGAGGCUGUCAUGCACCACAGGAUGAUGCGUGAAGCUCAGAAGGCAAUGGUGCCAUGGUUUAAUGGUCAGCCCAUCUAUGCUCCUAUUGCCUCCAAUGCAUCUUCUCAAGGAAACCCUCUACUGUAUUCAGGCUCUUUUUCUGAACCUCCAUCCAACUACCCCAUGGGCCCAAUGGCCAUGCCUCCCCCUCAGACUGGCCCACCCUUCAUAGCUCCCCACGGAUACCAUCCCAACGGCAGCAUGAAUGGGAGUGCACAUGGAAAUAACCAGAUGUUAGAAUAUCUAGAAAACCAGGUUAGAGGAAUGGAAAUGGCAGCCCCGGUGCUCCAGCCUCAGCAUCACACAGCAGUCCCGCUUCAGAAGCAUCAACCUCAAUAUAUGCCUCAGCCAUCCCAGGCUGUAUCCUUUCCAGCCAGGCCACCCAGCAUGCUGUCAGCCCUGGAUGAAAUGGGCGUCCAAGGUGUGGAGCGCAGGGUCAUCCAGCUGCCUCCGAUCGUGGGACGAGCAAAACAGAGCUCACGGCGAGCCAAUGACGGUGCCCGUGGGAAACCCAGGCAGUCAAGACAGUCCAGCGGUAGCUCUAAUCGCAACGGUUCUCAUCGUGAUGACUCCUGGAGGGGGCCGGUAUCUUCACGUAGAGAGAUCCCGCGCAGCUACAGUGAUGAGUCAGACUGGGGUGAAAGGCGUGGAGGUCGAGGUUCCUCGGGACGCAGGGGAGGAUCAGGUUCAGAGUGGUCUCGUCCACAGGCUCGCACUAAAGGGGAGCUGCUGGAGGAGUUGGAGCGUGCUAAUUGGAGGGACAGAAGCUAUUCGCCUGCUCCACACAGAAACUCCUGGAGUUCAGAUGAGGACGAUUAUAGAAAAGGAACGCGAUCUCAAGGGAAGUUGGUUGAGAAGCCACCAGAUUACUCUACUAUUGACAUUUUGCCUGGCCACAGCAGAAGGAACGACCAAUUUUCUGAAAAGAGUUCUCGCAGUGGUACAAGCGUUGUGAUCUGAAUUCUUACCCUUCUUCGUCCUUCGUUUCCAACCCACUUUAUUUCUACUACUCCACUGCAUUUGAAUAUCUACAGGAGCAGACUGUUAUCAUUGGGACUAAUGGUGCACUAUUGCGCAACUGCCUCUGAAACACAGUUAAUGCAGCUUUAUGUUUUUAUUUUACGUAUUUUAAGUAGGUUUGAGAUGUGAUAAUUUCUUUAUUUUAUACUGGAACUUUUUUACCAUACUAUUGAUUAUUACUAUUGAUAAUCAAAUACCAAGUAUUUGAUUAGUACUUGGUAUUUGAUUAAUUUUCAAACAUGACAAAUGGAAUUGAACAGGUGUUGUAACUUUUGUUUUGUUACAUAUUUCAAAGUGAAAUAAAUGAUCAAACAAGAAAAACAAUAUAUAGACCACUUCUGAAGACAAAAACAAUGCUGGUCCAAAAGAAUGUCCUUUUUUAGUUUUUAACACUGCGCAAACAUUUGAACAGAAUACUACCAACAGAACAUUUAUGACCAAAUGAUGUUAAACAAAGAUUUAAUUAUAUAUGUAAGAUGGAGGAUGGAGUCCAAGGACUGGACUUGGUUUUUGUCCCUUGUGAAAAGUGGGUAUUUCAUACGGACUGAUAAGAAUAAUAGAAAUGUGAUGUUCAUAACAUCAGUGCAGAAGAAAAAGAAACACUUGCAGCAGAAAAAGAAACAUUUGUAGCAUAUAUUCAAAAAUAUAUAUAUUAAAAUCACCUGUUACAUGCAUUAUAAAAAUAAACAGGGUCAAUUUUGAUUUCAUGCCAACUUGAAGUGAUGACACUUCAGUGAAUGCUGUACAAUAUAUAAAAAAAUCCUUUAAUUCACUUAUGUGUGGUGUUUGCCCUGUUUAGUUUUUGUUGGGUUUUGUUCUGUGCCGUUAUUCAAAUAAUAUUAUACAGUUUAUACUGAGGUGCAUUUUCAUAAACAACAGACUCAUUCUUUUGUUGUUUGCUGUUCAAUAUGUAUCAAUCUGAGCAUUCAAGGUAUUUGUACUGUCAUGCUGAAAUUGGUGUAACGUUAGACAUUGGAUAGAAAUUGCAAUAAAGUUUCUUUGAAGGC